GAUAUCUCUGAUUAUGUUUGUCUUUAAAAAAUGCAUCCAGGUUGCACUCAUAUAAGAAAUAUUAAUGUUUAUACUUCACCCGAGUCCUUAGCAGGUAACACAGGUAUUAAACCUACAUAGGUACCUACCUACCUACCUAGGUAUCUUUUAUAGGUACAUACCUAGGUAACCUACCUAACCUUAGGUACAUACAUACCUACUUAAGCUCUACGCUUUAGUAGUAGAUUAGUAUCUUCCCUUUUACAACAACACCAUAUUUCUCUAUCAACGAACUCACGAUGGACGACGUUCCGCCACCCCCGUAUACCGAAACUGAUAUCCAUUCACAUUCAAGUCGUUCACCUGUCGCUCAACCCGGGGUGAACGACGACAAUGUCUCUGUUACCACAUCAUCUCAAAGUACUACAGUCUACACCCCACCGGAAACCCCGCGAGAGUCGCACUUCAACUUCCCUGGUAGUGACGAUAAUCAUACAACAUCUUCUGCUCAUUCUUACUUCGAGUCGCGCCCUACUAUCAGAGGUGCGACCGACAAACCCUUCGUGAUUUCAUUAGCCAUCACAGAGGAUGCUUCUCCAAAUGAUUUCCCAUACCCGGGCUGGGCAAGCGAACAUGACACCACCGAGCAAGACUGGCGGACAUUCCUUAACUAUCUGUUGCCGGAUCAUGCCUCGCGGGCGAACUCGAAUGUAAUCGAGCGUAAAUUACAGGCUGAGGAUGAGAAGCAAUCGUCAAAUACUAGCAGAAGCAUUGCCGAGGCGCAACUAGGCCAAAUUAAAUCAUCUAUUAAUUUGGCGACGCAGUCUUUGCAUGACGUCGAUGCCAUGAUCCGAGAAUGGAAUGAUGGCUUCUUUGGCCCUAGAGGCGUAACUAUUGAGCGAGCUACGCCUCAACCCCCCAGCACAUCACGAACAUCCGCUACCCAACAAAUCCCCCCUGUCGAACCCCAGCCUCAACCCCAACCCCAGGGGCAAUCUUCUAGAUCGUGGUGGAACCCGUUCAGACCCCUCGAAGCAAACAGCCGAGGCCUCCGUAUGGGGCGUCUCACCAUCGACAAUGAUCGCGUCUCGUUCGGCGACUCGUUCGAAGUAGAUCGCAACGGCGUGCGUUGGGGAGGUCAAUCUGCUGAUGGCAGCUCCCCCUUUGCUGGCCCAGGAACCCGCGAUUUUCCUGCCGGACCCGGUCCUUUUGGUGAUUUCCAGCAAGGAAGAGGUUUUGGCGAACACGGCAUAGGGCGUGGCUGUGGCCGAGGGCGCUGGUGGCGAGAUCGCCCUGACCAUGAUCACCGGGGCUCGCGCGACCGCUCACCCAGCUCGAGCUCUAGCUGUUCUUCCUCGUCAGACUCAGGUUCGGGGUCUAGCAUCGGCAGCCUUCCUGACUGCGACGAUUUGAACGACUCUCAGCUUCCUUAUGCCAAGCAGUCUAUCCGCGCGUGGCUCGACCACCCGGAGCAGCCCGUGACCAAGGAGAUGCUCAGGGCAUUGCGGUCCGAAAUCAAGGCCGCGAAGAACGCUCCUCCACCAGCUAACGACCCGGCAUGGGAGGUUAAUAAGCAGGCGACGCGCCGAGAGGUGCAAGAUUUGCUCGUGCGAUUUAAAACCUUAAAGCGGGAGCAAAAGCGACGCACGAGGACGCUGCGUAAGAAGAAGAGAGAGCAGAAGAAAGCACUGAAGCGCGAGCGCCGGGAGCGGAAAAGGGCCGAGAAGCGCGAGAGGAAAAAUCUACAGCGCGACGUCAGAAACGCCGAGCGCGAGAUGGGAGGACAUUCUAGACGUGGUCCUGGUGAUGCUGACUCUUCCCACCCUUUCCCACCGGUGUUCGGUGACAUGCCUAUUCCUGCUAUGCCUAGCGUGCCUAGCGACGUCCCUGGCAAUCACCCAAUGAACGUACCGAACUUCCCAUUCGGUCGCGGCGGCAGAGGGCGAGGCGGACCCUUUGGUGGCCACCAUACGCGCUACUGGGAAGCGUACCUCCAAAACGCAAAGCAGCAGGCCGAGCAAGUGAGAGAUCUUGCACAGCAACAAGCAAACCAAGCCAGAGCUCACGCACAAGCGGAGGCGAACAUGGCGCGGGCUGAAGCGCAGAGAACAGCGAAUGCAGCCCGCGCCCAAGCUGCAGCCACGGCGGCUGCCGCUAUGUGGGCAUCUGUUCCAAGGGGUUCCUCUCCCUGGGGUUCAGGGCCGCCGCCGCCACCACCACCACCACCACCAACAACAAACGACAAGCUCCAGGCAGCGGACACCCUGGACGCGCAGAUCAUAGGCAAGAUGCGCUCGCUAAGAGCGCUACGCGAGACGAUUGAGCGAGAGCAGACAGAGGCGGCGCUGCGUGGGGAAGAAGAACGAGGCGAGGACAAGAAGAGCACGAGUAAGGAGGUAGAGGCCUCGGUCCUAGAAGAUGAUAUCGAGAGGCUGCAACAGGAUGUGGAGAGGUUGCGGUUUGAAGGCCUGCAGUUACAGGCUGAUGAGGAGCUUGCGAGGAGGUUACAAGAGGAAGAGCAUCGGCGCGGAUAGAUGAAACGAGAACCACAGCAUUAAAGAGGCUGGAGGGGAUGUUUAGGGGCUAAACUUUUCAAUGGAUAUUGCAAUUUACUCUGGGUAUGGACGGGCAAGGUUGAGGGUAUAUCGACAGACAUGAGGACACGGAACUAAGCUAUUCAUGAAAGGCGCCGGGAGUUUGCUAGCUACGGUUAUAGUAUAGUUUCCUGGGGGCUCGAGAUUUCGGUCAAGUAACGACAGUUAUGUAGAACAAUUUUCAAGAGACGAUGAUUUCACCCAGUUAACAGAUACAA
Messenger RNA from Daldinia decipiens, 2791 nucleotides. RefSeq lists its product as uncharacterized. NCBI's taxonomy places the organism in Eukaryota, Fungi, Ascomycota, Sordariomycetes, Xylariales, Hypoxylaceae. Bases 279 to 2513 code for a protein of 744 amino acids. The transcript has a single exon. The record is from RefSeq and is a predicted model, not a curated record.